AUGCCCCCCCAUGUGUUGUCCAAUGUUUUCAAGACAAGGACAAAGAGACCUUCAAUGUCCAUGGACACUUUGAAAGACCUUUCGAAAGCCUUGAAUGCCACUGCCUACAAGAAUAUGAUGGUGAGGCAGGAGCCGGACAUCGAGACGGCUACGUGGAGCGAGACGGAAGAAGAGGUCAACAAAGGAGCCAGGUGCAAAGCAGAUCUGCGCACCCCCCGCAAAAUGAAUCGCUCAGAGCAGUCUCGCGUGCAGCGUGAAGCCCCGGAUCUUGAGCGCUGGCGUGGUGAACUGGCUGAACUCAUCACGGAAGCGCGUUUGCCACUUGCCAUCCAGGCACAGCAGUGCAGAGGUCCUCAGAAGCUGGUGGCAGCAGCCCUUGGGGGAAUGCGCGCUGCAACCAUCAGACAGCGCAUCAGUGGCGAAAACUCCGUGCUUUCUGUCUUGGCGUGGUUGAACUGGCAUGGCCGCCCCACCUGGGCAUCGUGUUGGACUACUUGCAAGAACGAGUUGCUGAACCCGGUUUUGAACAAAUUCGUGAAGCAAAGCAAAAUGGAUUUGGAAGGGGGUGCCCCGGCAACUAAGAAAGCUCCCUUGCUGCCGAUCAAGUUGAUUGGUGCCUUGGAAUUGCUCGUUGUUGACGUUUCGCAACAGCGCUAUAUGUCCGUGGACUUGCUUUCUACAAGUAUGCGACAACCAGAGAGGAACUUCGUCGGGCCCUGGAGCAUCGAGUCCUCGGCAGACGAGUACCUUCGCACAUCUCAACAAGUUUUGACUGGAUUGCAAGAGCAGUUAGUGGAAGCGCUGCGGGGCCCUGACCGGUGGGGCCUACGUGGGGCGGGGCUUGAUGACUUAGCGCAGCAUAUUGUCAACAAAGGCGGGAACACCGCAAUGGCAGAAAUGCAGCGACGCCUACUGCUAUUGGACCCAGCAUUUGCACCUGGUCUUGGAGUCCAGCCAGUUUUCUCGGAGCCUGUGGAUACGUUGCCCCCAACAGCAGAGGAGGCUUUGGACCCAGACCAGGUUGCCAGCCCUUACUUUGUUACUGUGGUCGGCAGCAAGUGUCUUCGUCGCUUGCACCGCAAAAAGGGCUGUGGGGUCUCUGCCAUUCACGUCCAAGCAUCGGAGGACGUUUGGUGCAUGUUUAUGGGUGUGCCGCGAGCACAUGUGAUUCUACGUUUGUGGGUGCUGGGCCCAUCUUCACACGUUUGUGCACAGCAGGCGUCAGUGCUGACACCCAGGAAAAAAUACAAGGAGGGCUUUGACACGUUGUUAUUUGCGAGGCUUGAUGAAACCACUGCCGGUGUACGCGCAGCCUUGAAGCAGAUGGGGUUGGAUGCUGAGGCAAGUCUUCCGAUACGCAAAGAAGGUCGCUUGCGUGAUAAAGAGGCACCCAGCAAGAGCCUGGUUGCUUCCAAGCUUGAGCAGCUUGAAGAUGGGGCGCCUGUGCCAGAGGAUCUCAGAGAAGCAACAUCUUUGGCGCAGGUUGUGUUGUUGGUUCUGAGAGCGAAGGAGGAGCAGUUGGUCCCAGGGCAGUUUGUUGUCGCAAUGGCGCAGUUGUGUGACAAUCAAGGAUGCGAUGUUCACCUGAGCUACUGCGAUUCUGGAUCCGCUCUUUCGGCUUUGAACAUGUUAGUCUGCUGCUUUAUUUUCAAACAGGGCAUCGCUCAGUACCUAAGUUGUAUCGUGGAAACGCACGUUGCAAAAAUCGACGUGACUAGACCUUCCGAUUGCGCGGUGGUACAGCUUGUUGUGAAGUUGCCCAUGUCGCGGUGGACGUUUUUCUUGGUGCUCCUGCUUGGGAUUUCAACCGGUGACGCUCACAAAGCACCGCUGGAGCACCUCCGCGCAAAUCUGAAAGGUCCCUUGGCAGCAGUGUGCCUGGCGGGGGUGUUGCGGUGUGCCGCUGUGCGCCCCAGAUUACCAAAGAAAAACGCAGGCUUCCUGGAGCGGGGCUGGAUGGUAGGUGGCAGGAGUAUUGGAGCGUGUUUUGCAGUCGCCUUUGGUGUGGAUGAAUUUGCGCAAGUCAAGAGUGGUCCCGGCAAGCGUUCCUUUGCGAUGCGACGUUCACCUGAGCUACUGCGAUUCUGGAUCCGCUCUUUCGGCUUUGAACAUUUUAGUCUGUACCUAAGUUGUAUCGUCGAAACGCACGUUGCAAAAAUCGAUGUGACUAGACCUUCCGAGUGCGCAGUGGUACAGCUUGUUGUGAAGUUGCCCAUGUCGCGGUGGACGUUUUUCUUGGUGCUCCUGCUUGGGAUUUCUACCGGUGAUGCUCACAAAGCACCGCUGGAGCACCUCCGCGCAAAUCUGAAAGGCUUCCUGGAGUGGGGCUGGAUGGUAGGUGGCAGGAGUAUUGGAGCGUGUUUUGCAGUCGCCUUUGGUGUGGAUGAAUUUGCGCAAGUCAAGAGUGGUCCCGGCAAGCGUUCCUUUGCGUUCCGAGAAGGAUGCGACGUUCACCUGAGCUACUGCGAUUCUGGAUCCGCUCUUUCGGCUUUGAACAUGUUAGUCUGCUGCUUUAUUUUCAAACAGGGCAUCGCUCAGUACUUAGGCUGCAUCGCGGAAACGCACGUUGCAAAAAUCGACGUGACUAGACCUUCCGAUUGCGCGGUGGUACAGCUUGUUGUGAAGUUGCCCAUGUCGCGGUGGACGUUUUUCUUGGUGCUCCUGCUUGGGAUUUCAACCGGUGAUGCUCACAAAGCACCGCCGGAGCACCUCCGCGCAAAUCUGAAAGGUCCCUUGACAGCAGUGUGCCUGGCGGGGGUGUUGCGGUGUGCCGCUGUGCGCCCCAGAUUACCAAAGAAAAACGCAGGCUUCCUGGAGCGGGGCUGGAUGGUAGGUGGCAGGAGUAUUGGAGCGUGUUUUGCAGUCGCCUUUGGUGUGGAUGAAUUUGCGCAAGUCAAGAGUGGUCCCGGCAAGCGUUCCUUUGCGUUCCGAGAAGGAUGCGACGUUCACCUGAGCUACUGCGAUUCUGGAUCCGCUCUUUCGGCUUUGAACAUGUUAGUCUGCUGCUUUAUUUUCAAACAGGGCAUCGCUCAGUACCUAAGUUGUAUUGUUGAAACGCACGUUGCAAAAAUCGAUGUGACUAGACCUUCCGAGUGCGCAGUGGUACAGCUUGUUGUGAAGUUGCCCAUGUCGCGGUGGACGUUUUUCUUGGUGCUCCUGCUUGGGAUUUCUACCGGUGAUGCUCACAAAGCACCGCUGGAGCACCUCCGCGCAAAUCUGAAAGGUCCCUUGACAGCAGUGUGCCUGGCGGGGGUGUUGCGGAGUGCCGCUGUGCGCCCCAGAUUACCAAAGAAAAACGCAGGCUUCCUGGAGCGGGGCUGGAUGGUAGGUGGCAGGAGUAUUGGAGCGUGUUUUGCAGUCGCCUUUGGUGUGGAUGAAUUUGCGCAAGUCAAGAGUGGUCCCGGCAAGCGUUCCUUUGCGUUCCGAGAAGGAUGCGACGUUCACCUGAGCUACUGCGAUUCUGGAUCCGCUCUUUCGGCUUUGAACAUGUUAGUCUGCUGCUUUAUUUUCAAACAGGGCAUCGCUCAGUACCAGGGUGUCCUUGCUUGUGUCAUCGUUGCCGCCGCAUCUUGUUUGGAUCCAGCGGGAAAUCUGGCUCCUCGCUCAGACAUUGCAUUGUUGCUGCGCGUAUGGGAAAGCGCACGUACCCAGUUGUCUGUGCAAGAGAAGAAUCGCCAAGAGUCCAAGCUGGGCAUGCAACAGCGCAUUGUGCAGCCGUCGGAUUAUGCAACCAUGCGCAGCGCUGUGGAAGCCAAGCAUGGUAGACUGAAGGAUCGUGAGGCCCCAAGCAAAGGCAUGAUAGCCUCCAAACUUGAGCAAGUGGAAGAUGGGGCGCCCAUUGCCGAGGAUCUCCGCGAAGUGACGUCUUUUGCAGAUUCAGAAGUCGAGGCCUACAACGGGAUCAUCGAUCCGUCGAUGGGGUUCUUGCGGAUUCGUCCAGGCAAGACGACCACGACGCCGCCAAGCACACCGGAAGAAUUGCGGCUCCGCCACAGGCGACCAAGUUCUUCAAAGGAAGCCAGUGACUACCGCGGACGCAGCACCGCCAACAAAAUCGUCACGACCCAGUUGAUCGCACUGACGUGGCCUUGGGAGCGACGUCCAUUAGGUUGCAGUGCCAUUCUCAGCCUUGGACUGAGAUAUAUUCCAAUUGAGAAUGCAGAAGAGAGACAGAAGAAAGAAUUGGAACAGAAGGAGACUUGGUCAAGGGAAUUGUUCAAGGAGCUCAAGCGUAUAGAUGCACCAGCCUUAAUGCAUUUGGAGCACUGCGUUGAUCAGAAACAUUUGCACCUUGCACUUGCAGGCAAGACUAGGCACAACACCUUGAAACGUUACAUCAAGACUUGGAGAUCGUUUUUGCAGUGGCUUACAGCUGUGCGUGGUUCAGUUGCCAGUCCUGAAAUAGGUGAUUUGGUGGAGUAUCUUUUCACGAGAUAUGAGGAGCCGUGUGGAGCUACAGUGCCUCCACUCAUUGUCAAAGCUGUGGUUUGGUUGGAACGGAUUGCAGACAUUGAUCCACGUGAAAGGAUUGGUGACUCACAGGUUGUUUGUUCAGUCAGGGAUUAUUUGGUGGAAAUGCUCUCCAAGGACAAGCCUCCGACUCAGCGUGCACCGCGUUAUCCACUGGUGAUGAUGGAAGCAUUUGAACAUGUUGUUGAAGAUGAUAGUCAACGCAUUGGUUUCCGUUUGGUUGCAUGGGUAAAGUUGGUCAAACUUUGGGCAACAUUACGUUGGGACGAUGUGCAGAAAAUCAUCCCGAAGGAACUCAAGUUUUAUGGAGGGCGCAUGACGACCAUUUUGAGAACAACCAAGACGACGGGACCAUCGAAACGGGUUCAGGAGCUUCCUGUCUGCAAAGAUGAAUUUAUCAUACAUCCUUUGCUUGCUCCAUUUUGGACAGAGCAUUCAGAACGUGCUACGUUACCAACUGGCCUUGCUCUUCUACGUGCACAACGUGAAGAGCGUGACAUGCUAGGACGCUGGAAGCCUGAUGGGUCUGACACUUAUGUCAGGAUGUACAAUGGAGUCAUUGCAAGAUUACAACUUCAGUUUGCAAAGACGGCGAGGGCUCAAGAACGUCACAAGGUUUUGGAUGAGAGAGACAUUGUUGAGAGUGCGAUGUCAUGGAUUUCAGAAAGGUGUGAGAAUUUGCCGGAGGAAGGGAUUGACAGGAUCCUCCAGCACUUCGAGGAAUCGUUGGCCUCGCCCAUACUGGCGGACUGGACUGAAAUAGGUGACACAGAACAUGUGGAGACAGUGCAUGAAGAGACAUUGACUGGGUUUGCAGACACGGAGUGUAAGGCAGCAGAUUCGAGCAAUGUUACAAAGGAGAAACGUGAACCGAUGUUUGUUGUUGUCAACAAUGGAAAGAAGUGCAAACGUUUGCAUAAAAGUCGUAGUGGUUGCUGGAUGGGAAGAGAGAUCAAUUUUAAAUCAGCUACGGAGUAUUUCACCAUGCCUGAGGAGAUUGCUCUGCAGGAAGCGUUGAAAAGGGGCAGUUCAGACCUGAAGUUUAUCCUCACGAGGAACGACGUGUCGAACGAGUUACAGGCUGGCUUCUAUAGAAAUGAUGUGACAUCGAUACAAAAGUUUUCAUCCUUCUUCAGAUCGGAGGAUGAUUUGGUCAGAGUUUUGAGAGCCGAGUUCAACACGGAUGCAGAUACAAGUUUACAAGCUAGAGCACAGGUAGCAGCAGUGAUUUGUGCUUGGCGCGAAACACAGACGCGUCAAAAGAGACAGGUGGAGGUAGAGGCUGAGAUGGAGACACGUGAAUGGACAAAACCCAUUCCGACUGGAGACUAUAUCAACAUGCGAAACGCCUACAUGAAGGUGCAUGGAAGGUUGGAAGACAAGGUGACUCCUUCUAAGGAGUAUCUAGAGAAGAAGCUGCAGGAGUUGGAGAAUGGGGAGUUCAGGGCCGAGACAAUGGCCGAAGUAGUUUCGAAGGAUGAGGUGGAUCCUGACGUGAUGAUACCAGUGUUUGAUGCGAAGGGGAGCCUUUCAGUCAGAAAAGGGGCUUCUACAAUUCCUUUGCCUACAGGACCUGAGCAGCUUAGACGUAGGCUGUCGGUCAUGGUCAAUGCAAUCCUCAUGUUGGCCAUCAAGCAUCCCAACAGGGAGGAGAUCCAGGACGUCACACGUGAUCUUUUCGAACGAUACAAGGACUAUGUUUUGGGUGACUAUGUGUGGGGACUUUCAUCAACUGAUUUGCAUGGGAAUCAAGUGCAGACCCCACCUUGGGCACUGGUGCUUUCUUACGAGCAAGCCAUACGUAAGAGGGCGUAUGCAUUGAUGGUGACAGAUCAUUUACAAUUUGGGAAAGCCUUGGAACAAGCUUGGAAGUGCCCUACGACCAAGGAACGUCACUUCAUCACUCCGCUUGCACUUUACAGCAAGAGAUCCUAUCCGCAGCAGAACUGGGGAGAGUGGAAUCCCAAAGGUAAGGGGAAGAACGGAAAAUCCUCAAGUGCAAAGGGCAAGUCGAAGGGCAAAGGAAGUGGUGUUACACCGGAUGGUACAAAGAUCUGUUUUCGUUUCAAUCAGGGAAAGUGCAGCUACCAGAAGUGCAAGUUCUCACAUGUUUGCAAUCGAGGUUUCAAGAAGGGACACAACGCCCUGAAUUGCAAAGAGGAGAAGAGCCCCCCGGACACGUUGAAAUGGUCGACAUACAAGUGCGGCCGUUCUUGGGCCUCACACAAAAAGAAGUCCAACAGCCUAAGUAGACUCACAUGGGCCGAGCGCAAAAGAGCGUUGUGGGGGAACACUAUGGCAGACUUCACUUUCAAGGGCUUUGAGCUGCAAGCGAAACAACAGGGCAUUGCAAUUUUUGAAAACCCGGAGGACCUGGGAGCCAUGCGCAGCGGAGAAAACUAUGGAGUUAGGUGGGACAUCGACAAAAGAGUUUGGAGUCAAAAUGGUUUUUGGACAGAGUUGCGCAGCGAGACAUUAGAUUUGAUACUACAACACCUGGGGGAUGACAAGAAGCUGGAUCGUGCUUGUUUUGAGAUGGCGGUGAAAGGGGAGCAGGGAUGUGAUAUAAUCUGCGACGAGGUCCUCAAAGACAGCAUCAGAAAACUCUGGGUUAGGAAGCUACAACAGCACGGUAGCACUCAAGAGGACCUGGAGUUCAAAGCGCCGGGGCAACCUUUUUACUUAAGGCUUCUUAAGGAGCUACUUGCUUUCUCUGGUGAUGUGGAUAGAGAAUUCUUGAUGCAGGGAGAGCGAGGCUUUCCGGUAGGGGUGGACAUACCGCUCCCAAGAACUCCACACGUUUUUGAAGAGCAGACAACAUGGAAGCUGGAAGAUGACCCGCACAUGCAGGAGGAGGUUUGGAGAUCCAACUAUCAGUCUGUAGAGGCCCACCAGAGCUUUGUUAGACAGCAAUUUGAGGAGGAAUGCAACGAGGGCUUGAUGGAAAGGCUCACACUGGAAGAGGCAAAGCAAAAAUUUGGUGGCCGUUUAGCUAUAUCCUCGCUGGCAGUGUUGGUGGAAGAAAACCACCAAGGGAAGCGGCGGGUCAUCCAUGAUGCGACCCAUGGUACAAAGGUCAACAAUCGUAUCAGGUGCAGAGAUAAGGUGAGGAGUCCAAGCGCGAGGGAGAAACAAUACUUGUUGGCCUAUUUCCAGAUGCUCAGGGCCUCGGUUUUCAGUCUUGUAGGCGAUAUCAGCAAAGCUCAUAGACGUUUCCUUCAUGCACCCGAAGAACGUGGUCUCUUAGCGUGUCGUGUGAGCGAUGAGGAUCCCUAUAUAUAUGUAAACAAUGUGGGCACAUUUGGACUGGCAUGUGCUUCUUACUGGUGGUCAAGGAUAGCGGGGUCUGGCGUUAGGCUGGUACACGAACUCUUGGGGCCACAGAUGCCGAUCGAGCUUUUGAUUUUUGCGGAUGAUGUUGAGGCCAUAGCUGCUAGCCCUAGUGGACGGAGGGGCAUUACACUGGCCUUCCUCUUUCUUUCUUGUUUGGGUUUCCCGUUCAAGUGGGCAAAGCAACGUGGUGGUUUGCGCGUUGAGUGGAUAGGUCUGUAUACAGACUACACCACUUACAAGCUUGGGCUCUCCCCAAGGAGAGCUGACUGGAUGUGCAACUGGGUUUUAAAGCUUGCAAAAGAAGGCAACACCACAGCAAAAUUUUUCGAACAAGGCUUGGGGCGAUUGGGCUUUGCGGCACUUGCACUACACUGGGAGAAACCCUUCCUGGGGCCGCUCUACAGUUGGGCUGCGGCUACAAGGAACAAGAGGGGACAACUGAAGUUGCCGGCAAUGCUCAGGGCCAUAUUACUUUUUCUUGCACGAAGGUUCAAAGAAGGAGGCCAAUUGCAGGAACCUCCACCCUUGAAAGUUGAAGGUGAAGUGGAAGAGGAGUUGCUCUUCUUCACGGAUGCGAAAGCGACAGAAGAUGGAGCCUGGAUAGGUGGAUACCAACAAGAUAAGCAUGGCAAAAUUUUGGCUUGGUUCUCUGAAGAGAUCACGGCUGACUGGGCCGGCUGGUUGAAACUUAGAAAGGAUCCGAAGCGACUGAUUGCCUCCUUGGAACUUCUUGCAACCCUUGUAGCUGUCAAACUUUGGAUGCCGUACUUUCCAAAGGGCUCGAAAGCAAAGUGUUGGAUCAGGGGCAAAACAGACAAUUUGGGGAACUCAUAUGCGGUGGCGAAGUGGAUGAGCACCAAGUUCCCGCUCACGGUACUGGUGAUGGAGCUCUCGGAGCCUGGACUGGAUGAUCCUAACUUCAGUACAAAAGCCUUGCAAAACGCACAGAAACGAUCAUGGCAAGAUCAACUGAACUAUGAACGGAAAUGCGCCUACAGAAAGUGGAUCAGUAUUGUUUCUUCCAACCCUAUGGCAUUUGAGGUGGCGAGGCAACAGAUAUUGUCUGGCCCCAUGGAGUUUGCCAAAGGAGGGUUGGCUGAAUCGAUCGGCGACUCGUUGGGAAACAAGUCAUCAAGCACUCUUCAUUCGAGGGCUGGUCCGUUGCUGAGAUUUUUGAAAUUUUGUGCUGACAGAGACUUGAGGGCUUUUCCAUUGGAAGAGUACCGGGUCUACGACUACGUCAAGUCGGUUGCUGACACUGCUCCGAGUUAUCCGAGGUCUUUCAUGCUGUCCAUUAGUUUUGCAACACAUGUUUUGGGUUUGCUUGGAGGCCUCGAAGUUUGCAGUUCGAAGAGGAUUGAUGGUGCAGUCAAGUUACACUAUGAGAAGCGUGCAAAGGUGCGACAACGGCCUCCUCUGACUGCUGAUCAGGUCAGAACCUUGGAAAGGGUUGUCACCAGUUCCAACAAGAGCGUUUACGACCGGGUCAUGGCUGGUUAUUUUCUCAUGUUGUUGUACGGAAGACUGAGAUUUUCUGAUGGCCAACGUAUCACUGGGAUGCGCUUGGAAUUGGUGCACGUUGAUUCAAAGCCUGUGGGGUUUUUGGAAUGCGCUGCUGAGCAUACAAAGACCAGCAUCAGCUUGGAGCGUAAGGUUAGGUACCUUCCAAUUGCCAUUCCAGUCCAGUGCUUGACCGAGCCUGCAUGGCUUCCUGUGUGGGAUAAGCUACGGGCUGAACAAGGUUUGAUGGCCUCUGGAAAAUCUGGUGGAAACUUCCCUGUUAUGCCUUCUCCAGCAGUUGGUGGUGGUUGGUCUCAAGCUCAGCUGAAUGUGACACCUGCUGGUGUUGCGGAAUCUUUUGAAGAAUACCGAGACUGCUUGGGUAUCAUAGCGGAUCAGCUGAUCAGUCUAUGCUGGUGUACUCACGUGUCAGGCAUGUUUGCCCGUGAGGCAGGCGCUUUACAAGAUGCCGGGGAUGACAUCGAUUCAUCAAGCUGCGGUUCAGAAGACGAGGAUGACAGAGAUGUUUAUGAAGAAGAACAAGCGAUCGAACAGGCCUUCAAUGCAGAAGGACUCAACACCAUGGGCACGUUUGCCUUCGCUUGCAAUUAUGCUCCGGGGUCGGCGGAUGAACGCCCUUUGACAACCCUGGCAACCAAUAUCCUUGGUGCUGCCCCUUCGACCAAGGAGAUGGCAUGCAUCAGACGUCUUUUCAGUGAGGCAUAUUCCACCAUUGCUGCAGAUAUUCGUUCCAAGGUCGAAGCCUCAGACGAGGCUGCUGUGAAGAAGCUUGCACCAGCUGAGCGUUCUCAAAGGUUGUAUGAACAGCAACAAAGAUAUCAGAGGCAAUUUCGAGCCUGGCGCGGACUUGCGCUUGACCAGGCCAACAUCAUGUGCUACAAGAAGCAUGAGCGCCUUGCAGAGAAGUUGAUUAAUGCUCGUAUGGAAGAGGCCCCAUCUGGUUGUGCGCGUUUGACGCUGAAGCAGGUCGAGUUGGCUGACAAAAAGUUUUGGACGCUGAUGGCAGAAAAGACUAGAGAGGGGAUAAAGGCAGGGGCAGCUGGACGACCUUGUGACGUUCAUUUUGAUGCAUGUUUUGACAGUCCAGAGUUUUUGAACCUGCUCCAACAUCGUCUUGCUCCAGCAGCGUCUUCUCAUUCUCCCACGAAGCCGAAGAGCGAUGAGCCCAGGCCUAAGAAACCGAGGCCUGACCCAGCUUCCCAGAAGGGUGGCUCCAAAGGCACCUUCAUGCGGUUGCCCAGUGAGUUGCUGUCCUUGGGAUGUGUUAUCCUGCAAUACCAUUUCACUGCGAAGAACAGUGCCAUUGGUGUACUUGCACUUGUGUGCGAACUUCUACAACUCACAGGCGUCACCAGUGCCGCCUACAUUUGGGUUUCUAGUUUUUCUGAAGGUGCAGAUUGGGCUGAACGGGAUGACCUGGACCUUUUUGCUGAGCAUGGAUGGGACUCCAAUGAGGCAGCAGGAGCUUGUGCGGCUGGGUCUCAGCAGGGUUUGGAAGACAGUGGCCAAGGUUCACAACUUGGCCAUGAAUUUUCACCUGCAGAGCUGGCAAGGAAGAGGCGGGCUGCUGACAUGGAGCUGGAAAAGGGCGCAGGCCCUGAUAAGAACCUUUUCUUCAACAUGUUGAAACUGCAGCGCACUGGGGUCCCACAGAUGCCUUGGACUAAAGGUUUGGUUGCAGAUGUUUUCAAGAAAGGGCCUUGCAAGCUGCCCAUGCCAUGGUUGUCAAUGCCGCUUGUGGGGAAACAGGAAAGCUUGCAAGGCCUUGUGCCAUCUUCGGAGCCCCCGGAGAGGAUGGCUACCAGGACACCGUUUCAUCAGAGGCGUUUGCUGUCGGUGAGGUUGGCCCAAACAGAUGACCAACUGCGUGCAAAAGCUUUGCGGAGGCUCAGGGGUUUGAUCCUUGCAGUGCCAUCGCAUACACAGCUGGGUAGGGCGCUUCUGGACACUGCUGGACAGCUGACAGGUGAGGACAUGAUUUCCUGUGUUUUUGCCGAUGCUUUUAGGAGUAGGGCUACUGCAACACUGGUUAAGCGAUCAUUGGACUACUACAAACUGGCUCUUUGGAUGCGUCAAUGCCUGGGUUUGCAACCGAUGCAGCUUACUGAAAGUGUUGUGUACCAGUACUUGAGUUUCUUGAGGGAGACAGGUGCCGCACCAACCUUAGCUGAUGCAACUGUCAAAGCAAUUUGGUUCAUGCAUUCGACUGCCACCAUUGCUGAUUUCAAUCCAAAGGUUUUCACAUCACGCAUCACUGGAGUUUGCAGGGACAUGUACUUGAGGAAAAGGAUUUUGAGGCAGGCGCCACCUUUUCCAGCAGACGUGGUCAGGGCCUUGGAAGUGUAUGCGUUACAGGCAGAGAGUAAGAUUGACUCCAUGUUUACAAAUUUCAUUUUGUUUUGCAUCUUCUCAAGUUGCCGCAUUGGAGAUGCUGCAAAGAUCAGGGAGGUUGAAUUCUCACGAUGCCAUGACAUCUUCCUGGUGGAAGCAGCGACCUCAGAAGCAAAGAACACGAACACCAUGGAGAGGCGUAGGAUGCUGCUGCCUUUCACAGCCAUUGGUUGGGGCCUUCAUCUGAAUCCAUGGUGUAUCAAAUGGGAAAUGCAGUUGAAAGCAUUGCAACCGGAGACAAUCAUGCCGGCUUAUUCAGAAGUUUCAGGGCAGUUUUUGAAGCGGCGCAUCACCACUGCAGAAGCCAAUUUUUGGCUUAGGGAGGUGCUGGUGCGUUCUGGCCUUGCUCCAGCACAAGCUGCAAAGUACAGCACACACAGCUGCAAGGCAACCAUUCCUACAUGGGCUGGUAAGUUUGGUGGUUUCUCCAUGGAUGAACGGCGCAUGUUGACGCACCACAUGGAUGCCAGUGCUGUGAUGCCUUUGUCGUAUUCAAGAGACAAUUUGACAGCUUUGCAUUCCAGAGUUUUCAGGAUGUUGACCGCCAUUCGCAAUUUUGAAUUUGACCCUGAUUCAUCAAAUGCUGCCCGCAUCUAUCAGGACAACAAGCACCUCCUGGACGAGCCGGCACAGCCCCCUCAGCAGCCAGGUGAUUGGGCAGAGUCAGAAUCAGAUGUUUCAGAUGAGGAGAGUUUUUCAGAAGGUUGCAGGUUUGUGGAUGCCCAGCCAGUGCCAGCCGAUUCAGUGACUGGACAGAAACUGCUGCACAAGGAUUCCUUGGUAGUCCAUGUGAAACGUGACAACAAGACCCUUUGGUGUGGCCGCAAGAUGUCUCCAAAUUACCGCAAUUGGCAAGAGGGCGACCCUGACUUCGCUCAGCUGGUGAUUUGCCAGCAGUGUGACAAAGCUCAGCCGUGCAAGGUCAGUUUGAGCUUCUUGUGUGCCCGCAAUUUCCACUGCAUCAAGUUUGAGGCGGCACUCGCGAGGAUUGAACGAACUUCGGAGGACAAGCCGAGGACCAUGCCACUUGCAGAGCGCAUGGCGAGAAUAGAGCGCCAAAAAGGCGACUUGGUGGGCGUCACAUGGACGGCAGAGCUGGAGCCGUCUCACAAGUUGGUAGAUAAAAUAGUGGCUAUGCAGGAUGAUGGGGCGCUGCUGUUCAUCCCACCACAUGCUUGUGUCAGCCGGGUGCAAGAGAUCCAUCAGGAGAAACACGAGGUUGCCUUGACCUUCGACUCCGCAGGCAACAUCCGUAUGGGCAAGAAAGCAGAAGAGUUGAAGUGUGAUACAAAUGGUGAUUUGAAUCUGAGAAAUGCCUGGACCAGAAGAAAUCUUGCCUACGAUCAGGCGGGUCUGGCCAGUUUUGUGGUCUUGGAGAAGUGGACAACAAAGCUGAUGCUGUCAAAACUCAAGGAACCGCCUUCUGGGUAUCGCUACAUUACAACACAGCAGAUCUGCGAAUGUGACAAGGAGAUGUGGCUGCAGCUUUCCCAGUUGUCUCGUGGGAAGCUCCAGCCAACAGCGCCAGAUGUGCGGCCCUUGGAUGACCUCAUUGAAAGGCUCACAACAUCACCGGAGAUUUUGUGCUUCUUGACACCCCUGCAAGGGGGCAAGCGUGAUGCAGGUGACCAUACAGAUGCAGCUGGGCCCAAAAAGCCCAAGCCUGGGCCAAGUGCACCGGCCGCUCCUUCCAAGCCGACGCCAAAAGCAGCAGAGCAAACCACAGGGUGCCAAGUUUUUGCGGUGGAUCACCAAGCAAACCGUUUCACGCCAAAGGUGCCCACUUUCACCAUAGACCUGAGCCUUGAGGACGAAGUCACAGUGGCAAAUCAGAUGUUAGAAUUCGUAAAACCAGAUGCAGUCCAUUUUGGACUCAUGUGUGGCACAUGCAGUCGAGCCAGGGAACACCAGGUUUCCAAAGAGCUGCAACGGCAGGGGGCCCCAACACCUCGACCCCUCCGUGAUGAAUCCAAUUUGUUUGGGCGCCCGGGGCUGUCGCCUGCCGACAAAUUCAAGGUGGACAAGGCCAACACCAUUUACAGGCAUGCAUUGACACUUUUGGUAACAUGCUACAUGCUGCAAUGCAUUGUUUCGAUAGAAAACCCUGCACGUAGCUGGCUAUGGCCCCUCUUGGCCCCCCUGGUCAAGCAGACGGCCAACGAGGGAUUCAUCAACUGGUAUUUUUCGCUGGAAGCUACAAUGUUUGAUGCAUGCAUGCAUGGCUCCUUGAGGAACAAAAGCACCACCAUUUUGGGCACCCCUGGCGUUUUCAAUUCUUUAGCAGUGCGUUGCGACAGGUCUCAUAGCCAUGAACCUUGGUCGGCUAAGAAACUGGAAGAUCACAGAUGGAUCUUUGAUACAGCUGCUGAAGCGGAAUACCCAGCGGUGCUUGCUAGGCGUUUGGCGGCCUGCAUUCUGCAAAAACUGGAAGCAGGACCAACCUUUUUAAACCUCAAGCAGCUGCGCUUGGACAGUCUCCAAGCUCAAGGAAGACAGCAUCGGGCCCUUCAACAACUGGUGCCCGAUUUCGAAGCUUUUCUUUGGCGAUCUCCUUCGAUCCCACUGGCCAAAAACGAAAAGCCCCUGCCACCAAAAACAGCGGGGGAGGAACUCGAGGUGGCUGAUGAAGACCCUGCGCAUGAGGGUGCGGUCAAAGUAGGUGUUUGGAUGGAGCCAGAGGCCCACAUUGCAAGGGCGCUGCAGCUUUGGCACCCAAUGGAUUCAACUAUUGUUUUGCCGGACUCCCUGAUGAAAGCCUUAUUUGCCAUGGUCACCAAGGAGCCUGCAGCGAUAGCUAGAGAAAGGUUAGAAAUGCUGAAGCUCUACAGAGAUAGAGCGGCCAACUUGCAAGCAGCCGAAGCUGACCUGCACAAAAAGUUGCCAGCGCAUGUUCAGGGGGUUGUUAAGGGGAAACGCCUUUUGCUUUUUGAAGAACGUCUGAGAGCGAACUCCUUUUCUGACUUGCAGGUCAUGCACGACUUUUUGGAAGGUGUUGAUUUGGUAGGAGAAGAGCCGAUGUCGGCACUUUACAAAGAAAAGCUACAGCCAGCCACCAUGACUGUUGAGCAACUGAAUAUGUCAGCACCACUCCACAGAAAGCUUGUGAUAGGCCGACCCCUUGCAGACCAUGAAAAGGAACAUGCAGAUAGGUUAGUGGAGCUAUCCCAAGAGGAGGUGGAGGAAUCAUUCCUCCGUGGCCCUUUCUUUUCUGAAGACGAAGUUUCGGCGGAGCUGGGAACGCAAAACUGGACCCUGACCAAGCGCUUUUUGUUAGUUCAGGGCGAUGACGGGAAAGAACGCAUAAUUGAUGAUUACAGGAGAAGCCAUGUAAAUGCAGCCUUUGCUUCCCGGUCCUACUUGGAGUUGCAGGAUGUGGAUGUUUUGGCAGCCCUUAUAACCCUCUUAAUGCACUUGCUGAAAGGAGGCCACGAUGUUUCCCUCCCGCUUUCAGAUGGUACGGUCUUGAAGGGAAAGCUCUCCCGAGCAGCCAUGUCAGGGGAAGCCAUUCUAGGCAGGUGUUUUGAUUUGUCAAAGGCCUAUAAACAACUUGCAGUAAGCACGGCCAGCCUUCGGUAUUCCGUUUUGGGUGCACGGAACAGCAGUGGCAGGUGGUUCUACUACAUUGGGCAGUCCUUGCCUUUUGGUUCAACAGCAAGUGUUUACAGUUUCAACAAGAUGGCCCGGGCACUUCAAUUCCUGCUCUGGGAAGACUUUGGGGUGGUAACCACCAACUUUUAUGACGAUUACCCAACACUGGAGUUUGCUGGUGCCGCGGAAAAUACCACGCAGGUGGUGUCAGGUUUCUUUCAAUUGCUUGGCUGGAGGCAUGCUGUAACGGGCAAGAAGGCCAAACCUUUUGCUUCGACCUUUGCGGCUCUGGGGGUGGAAUACAAUCUGGCCAACCUCCAUAGCUCUUUCUUUACAGUGGGCAACAAACCUGAACGCCUCCAGCGCAUUGGGCGCCUGAUUCAGCAAGUUGCCCAGGAGAAAGCAGUAACCAGUUCCACAGCAGCUUCCCUACAUGGGCUUCUGAAUUUUGCGUCUGGCUUUGCGCUGGGCAAAGCACUACAACCAGCGGCUCAAGGCUUUUCUUCUCUGGCAAUGGGUGCCAAUCUCCCUCCGCGAGUGCUAGCAGAUUUAUGCCAGCAUGCCCUAACAGUUCUUAGAUCACUCCAACCUCGCAAGGUGGCAACCUCGGAUGAGCCUCACCCCAUAAUCAUCUACACGGAUGGUGCAUUUGGAGAAGACCUUGCGGAUUGGGGGGCAAUCGUGUUGGACACUGCCACCAAUACAAGAGAAUGUUUUGCGGGACGAGUCCCCGCUUUUCUGCUGGAAGCAUGGCGUGGAUUGGUUGGUGAGAGGCAAGCCGAACAAGCCUGUCGAAGGUGGAACCUGAAAUUGGGUGGAGAUAUCAGCUUGCCGUCUGAGCUCUAUACCUCCAUCAUUGACGGAGAUUUUUCUCAAUGCAAUGCUGAUGAUGCCUUGCCUCCGCCUUCAGCUAAUGCGCGGCUGCAGUCGGGGGAACAGCCUUCUAAGAAGGCCAGGUCAUCUGAAUCUCACGUUGAUGCACGACGCAAGAAAAGUAUGCCUUCUCAAGUUUUUGCGGACAUGGAUGCCUCCCCAAAAGGGGUUCACAGUUUUUCUCCAAUGGAAAAGCAGAUGAUUUUCAUCGAGUUGUGCGCUGGCAGUGCCGUUCUCAGUGCAGCAGCUCAGAAGCAUGGUUACCGUGUGAUGCCGGUUGAUUUCAAACGAAACAGACACCGACCCAGAUGCAAAAUAGUGUCACUGGAUUUGUCAGAAGACCAUGCUUGGGAUGUUUUGCAAUAUGUCAUUGAAACAUGCGAUGUUGUGGCAGUGCAUUUGGCACCGCCAUGUGGCACAUGCAGCAAGGCCAGGGGAAUCCCAAUGCCGGACGGGUCCCCUGGCCCACAGCCGGUUCGGAGCCAAGAAUUUCCCUUAGGCCUUCCGGAUAUUUCUGAACUGGACAAGUUGAAAGUUGAUGCAGCAAAUCGUUUGUAUGAAAGAAUGGGAAAAUUUGUGAAAUUUUUGGAUGAAAGGGGAAUUGCUUGGGUGAUUGAAAACCCAACCAACAGUUUGUUGUGGGAGCUGGAAUACUUUGCAUAUGCAGUUGAACAUGGAACGUUUGCACACUGUCAUGCUUGCGCUUUUGUGGGUGCCAGACCGAAGAAGACUUCCUUUCUUAGCAAUAAGAGCAGUAUUUCCUUGAUGCAACGUUUUUGCGAAGAUGUCGAACCGCAUGUGCAUGAACCUUGGGGUUACAAUCCUGAACAAGGCUUUGCAACAGCAAUGGAAGCCCAGUACCCCAAUGGCAUGUGCGAGCAACUUGUACGUGUUUUUGAUGAAAUUUGUUUGGAAAAAGGAGUCAGAGUGCAGCCUGCUGACUACAAACCUCCGCGUGUCGACAAGGAACCACGUGGCAGGGCCACUCCACAGCUGAUUCCGGAAUAUGAGAAAGUUUGCAGUGUUUUGUUAGAUGCAUUGCCAUCGACAGAUGCAAAGCGUUGUUUGUGCGAGCCUUGCAAGCAUGUUCCAGCAGGUAGCCGCCUGCUGCGUACCGAGAAGAAGGGAGAGAAGCUUUUGUGUGUUUUUGGAAUUUUUCACUCAUGCGAAACCUUUGUCGCCUUGGCCAAGACGUUGUGGCACCCCUUUGACACAGUCAAAGCUGUGCUCGGUGCCAAGCGUUUGCUUCUAAUGGAAAGGGUUGCAAAAAGUAUCAACUGGCCAGACACCACACUGUUUCAGGAGAUGGCCCAAGGUUUUCGUUUGGUGGGACAGGCGACGAAAUCAAAUGUUUUUCAAUCUGGUAUCAAAGCGGCUUCAAUGAGUGAAGAACAAUUGAAGAAGGAUGCUAAGUUUUUGAAGCCAGCGUUGCUUGGAAAGAUACGAGCGAGCCGUGGAGAUGCCCACAGCAAGGAACUUUACGAGCUCACUGAAAGCGAAGCCCUUGAUAAGGGUUGGCUGUCUGGCCCUUACACUGCGCUUGAGAUGGACGAGCGUUUUUCUGGGCGAUGGCUUCCUGUCAGGCGUUUUGCAGUCAUCCAAAAGGAAAAGCUGAGGCCCAUUGACGACCUGAAGGAAAACCGAGUGAACGAGACUUUCUCGAUGUGCGAUGCUUCGAGUGUUACGCUCCCAUUUGGAGCUUCAGCAAGCGUUCACAACUUCUUGAGGGUGAGUGCAUUCCUGCAGGCCGCAGGGUGUGCCUUGGGGCUCUUGUGGACCAGUUAUUUUGACGAUUUCCCUAUGGUAUCUCAUGCAAUGCAUACCACCUCUACGUUGGCUUGUGCCAAAGGUCUCAUGUCUCUGUUUGGUUUCGUUUACUCGGAGGAGAAGCUGGCUCCCUUCGAUUACACUGCUGAAAUCCUUGGAGUCGUUGUUGACUUGAGCAAAGCGUCGCAGAGAAAGAUUUCAAUCUCCAACAAACCUUCCAGGGUGGAGGAAUUGAACCUUGCUUUGGGAGAUAUCCUUAAGUCUGGCGUGGUGGUGCCUAACCAGCUACCUUCUGUUUUGGGAAAACUUCAAUACGCAGACUCCCACGUGUGGGGGCGAGCUGGCAAGCUGGCCUUGGCUGACUUGAGAGAGCUUGGGAAUACUGCACCUACGGCCGUACGUUUGGGUGGCACUCAGAUUAAGGCAUUCGAGAUUCUUCAAGAAAGGUUAUGCGGAGGAAAACCGAAAUCUUUCAUCGCUGAUGACAUGGAGAAACCUGUACUGCUUUUUACAGAUGGUGCCCUUGAGUACGACACUGGAGAACCUCAUGCAACGAUAGGUGCAGUUUGUCUUUUUCCUGAUGGGAGCUCUGAAGUUUUCGGCAGUGAAGUUCCAAGCGCAGUCUUGGACGUUUGGAGACAGGGUGGGAAGUCCCACGUUAUUGGAUUGGUUGAACUCUAUGCUUGCGUGGUGGCCUUGCGUCAUUGGAAGAAAAGAGUAUCUUCCAGGAGGGUCAUCAUGUUUGUGGACAACUGGCCUGCAUUGGACGUGCUCGCCAAAGGGACGUCAUUGCAGGAAGACUGGCGCAAACUCUUGCUUUUGUUGGAAGACCCAGCCGAAGACACUUUUCUUCUUUGGGUGGCGAGAGUUCCGUCGAGUUCCAAUGUUGCUGACUUUCCGAGCAGGGGUUCUGUUUUGGAGUUGGCCUUCCUAAGGAAGAAGACCUUGAUGCCGUUUAAGUCAGGCGAUUCUUUGAGCGCAGGAGAGCAAUCUGUCAGUGCCAGUGCCUCGGAUGCUGCACCAUCUGAAAGAGCUGAAGGCUCAAUUGCAAGUGUUGGCAAUCUUUUUGGAAGUCCUGGUUCUGGGUUGCCUUUGCAGUUUGGACAUUUUUCAGAUGAGCGUCAUGAGGAUGUUGCGCAACAGCUGUCAAAACAUGAUGACACUGGGACCAUGGACGCCACAAUAUCGAAACAGCAGUUUGACAAUUUUCUUGGACAUGCGUUUUUGAGAGUUGCCCAAGCCCAUGAAAUUCAGUUGCCAUGGGAGAAAGGAAUUUUCAAGCAGAUUUUUGGAGAAGAUCAUCAGCCACCUUCUUUGACAUUGCCUUGGUUUCCUAGGAUGGUGAUGCCAGAAGAGUCACCUGAGGCCACAGUGCAGGAGUUGGCAUCAGCGGCAACAAGGCCUUUUGGUGAUGACAGCUCAGUUUAUGCGCGUGCAAUUUCAUGCAUUUCAGAUUCUGAUUUCAAAUCGCAACAGAGCAAACUGCGGUUGAGUGCAUGCAACAAGUGGCUGUCAAUCUUGAUGGUUUGCUUACAAGAAAGUGAUGUGGGACGCAACAUUGCUGCCUUGGGAAACCUUGAUGACCAUCGGGCUGAAGCUUUGGAAAUUUGGGAAGCAGUCAUAGGCGUGAGGUCUUACCACACUGCAAUUUGCAGGGCCAAUGCAGUCCUGCGGUUUUUGAGGGUGACUCUGGAGGUGACGCCGAAGGAGCAGAUGCCUUUUUCGGAGGAACUGGUAUGGAGGUACUUUCACCAUUUGAAAACCUCCGGAGGAGCCACAUCAGCUGCUUCCAUGUUGUCGGCUGUGAGGUAUGCAAAGUUUGUCAUGGGUUUUGAGUGCAUGGACGCAAUUCUGAACAGCAAACGUCUGAAAGGGUACAGCGAUAUCAUGUUUGCUUCGAAGAGAAAACUUCAGCACGCUCAGAUUUUGACCGUGCAACAAGUGAAGUCUUUGCAUCAAGUUUUGGAAGAUCCAAACGCUGACAAUUUUGACAGGGCUGCAGCGGGUUUCAUGCUUACAGCAGUUUAUGGAAGAUGUCGGGUAUCGGAUCUGUCUUUCCUGGAUUCCAUUCAGCAUGAUCACAACCACCAAGAUGGGUUCGUUGAACUUUUCACUACAGUUCACAAGACCGGCAGAAGCGCUGCAAAGAAGGCGACUCUGUUGCCCAUCUUGUGCCCGGCAUUUGGGGUGACAGACACCAACUGGGCGGCCUUGGCAAUUCAGGUCUUUGAGCAGAUUGGCCUGACUUUCAAUGGUGCAGUCAAUGGCCCUCUGCUUUGCCCACCCAGCCAUGAAGGACCCUAUUUGUGCAAGCGCUUUGUAACGUCUGGUGAGGUGGGAAAGCUUCUCAGAGGUUUGAUUGGUCUGGACAUUGAGGUACCAGAUUUCAAUGUGGCUCAUGUGAGUUCACACUCAUUGAAGUCAACGGGAUUGUCAUGGGCUGCCCGUUACGGAAUGACAUGGCCAGAUCGCGCUGUGCUCGGCAAACAUCAGUCGCUCACGAGUGAAACAGUUGCUGUGUAUUCUCGUGACCUGGCCAUUGGUCCGGUAUCAAGGUUUGCUGAAGUUGUGAAAGCAAUCCAUCAGGGGGCCUUCAGACCUGAUGCAGAGAGGAGCUGUUUCUUUCCUUUUCCUCCUGAGCCUCCUUCAAGUUUCGUGGACAAGGCUACACCGUUUGGUGCUGACAGUUUGGCCAGUGCAGGUGCUGCGUUGGAUGAGGAUUGCAAAGAUGAGAUCAACGAGGGCCUGGUUCAACAGAAUGAGGUGAUUGACAUCACUUCCGACAGUGAGUCCUCUGCCAGCGAGAGCGGUGAUUCUUGCAUCGCCUCAGAGGAUAGUGAAGCUGUGGAGGUGUCUCCAAAGAGGUCAAGGCCACGCUUGGAGCACGUGGUGCAUCAAGAUGCAUCAUGGGUGGCCCAUAAGAAGUCUGGCUUGCUUCAUUUUUGCUGGACAGAGCCCUCAGGAGGAGAUCCUGAUCGGAAGAUGACUGCGUGUGGAAGGACGGUCUCCAAGAAUUUGCUGCCAUGGAUUCCUCCACAGACGGGAAUGCAAUUUGCGUUAUCUGCAACCGUCGGCAGGAUUAGAAAAGGUGCGGCAGGGCCGUCAGUUGUCUCGUGA
Messenger RNA from Cladocopium goreaui, 21060 nucleotides. Lineage: Eukaryota; Dinophyceae; Suessiales; Symbiodiniaceae. The record is from the annotation of a GenBank genome assembly.